AUGUCCGAACAAUCCCCGGCCACAUCGCCGACGCCUUGUUCCGACCCGGACAGCCCAAGGAGUGAAGGCCAUACGAACGAUGUGGUUGCGAAGAUUUCUUUGCCUGAGCCCGGCAUUAACCCUUUCAGCAUUAUGCAACAUUCCAUAAACAAUCGCCGUGCUCCUCUGGAGACUUUGUGUCGUAUCUUCCCCCACAUGAAGCGAUCUGUGUUACAGCUCAUUCUACAAGGUUGCAACAGUGACAUUGUCCAAGCCAUCGAACAGGUACUCAACAAUCAUCCUGAUCAGGCUGAUCGAUCGACCAUGUUGUCAACUGAUCCGAGUUCGAUCUCAGUGACAACUCCUUCCUAUCUUCCACCUUCGCUUAGUGGAAAUACCGGUUUCAAAUCAGCAUUUUCGCCCAUCUCUAGUUUGAGUAACGCAGCAGCUGCUCACUCGGCGCUCAGCUCGGUCCGAUACACGUAUGGGGCUGGCGGUCGCGGUUUGGCGUUCGCUAUGCCUUACCCUCCUGUUCUUCCAACCUUUGCUAUGGGAUCUGCUGCUUAUAGCUACACCGGUCUUGCUGGGCCAGCAAACAAAGCGUUUCACUACGCCAUGUGUCCUUGCUGUACAGUUAAACCCUAUUCACAAACAAGUACUGAAAAGUCAACAGGUUGCCUUGGGGAGUCGUGA
Messenger RNA from Acanthosepion pharaonis, 672 nucleotides. The record is from the annotation of a GenBank genome assembly. Lineage: Eukaryota; Metazoa; Mollusca; Cephalopoda; Sepiida; Sepiidae.